AGAGGCCACGCUGAAGCCGGAGCUGACUUUGCGUGCUGCCUGCCUGAACUCAUCCCCUUGCCAUGGGUUCGCUUGGACAGGUCAUUUUCUGGAGGAACUAGGAGUCUGCAAGACCACAUUCCUUUUUGAGGAUACAACUUUCCCAUCCAGUGAGGUUCUUUGGAAGCAGCCUCAUAAAUCAAUCCAACUAUGGCAUCAUGGGAAGACAGCAUUAUUAGCAUCAUUAUAAUUCUGGCAGGAGCGAUUGCCCUCAUCAUCGGCUUCGGCAUUUCAGGGAGACACUCCAUCACUGUCACUACUCUGACCUCAGCGGGGAACAUUGGCGAGGAUGGGAUUCUGAGCUGUACUUUUGAACCUGAAAUCAAGCUCAGUGACAUCGUGAUACAAUGGCUGAAGGAAGGUGUCAUAGGCUUGGUCCAUGAGUUCAAGGAGGGCAAGGAUGAUCUAUCCGAUCAAAAUGACAUGUUUAAGGGCCGAACGGCAGUGUUUGCAGAUCAAGUGAUAGUUGGCAAUGCUUCUCUAAAGUUGAAAAAUGUACAGUUAACAGAUGCUGGCACCUACAAAUGCUACAUUAUCACCUCAAAGGGCAAGGGAAAUGCCAAACUGGAGUAUAAAACUGGAGCCUUCAGCAUCCCAGAGGUGAAUGUGGACUACAAUGCCAGUUCAGAAAGUCUGCGCUGUGAGGCUCCCCGAUGGUUCCCACAACCCACUGUGGCCUGGGCCUCUCAGGUUGACCAAGGAGCCAACUUUUCUGAAGUUUCCAAUACCAGCUUUGAGCUGAAUUCUGAGAAUGUGACCAUGAAGGUGGUGUCUGUGCUCUACAAUGUCACUGUCAACAACACAUACUCUUGCAUGAUUGAGAAUGACAUUGCCAAGGCCACAGGGGAUAUCAAAGUGACAGAUUCUGAGAUUAAAAAAAGGGGCCACCUGCAGCUGCUGAAUUCUGAAGCUGCCUUGCUAGGUUCAACUUUCUGUGUCCUUAGUUGGGUACUUCUACCCCUUGCCCCUCACCUGAUGCUCUUCUAGGUUCUUUGGGACAUACAGAAACAUACACAGCCAUUGACAUAACAGAGUCCUCAAACCUCCUGGACUGUUUGAAGAUAUUCUUAUUUUUUGACAUGCUGCUUCUUUUUCUAGACAUACCUUCAGUUUUGGAAGUCUGGACUGAAUGAACAAGAUCAAGAAGCAAAAAAGAAAUAAAGACCAACCCAUAAAACACCCUAUCUAGACAAUUAGCCCAUCUUCCUAGAAGCAGGUUUAUAACUUGGAUAAUGAUUCAUCUGAAAUAAAGAACCAUCUCAAUUCCUUUCCAUGAAUGCAUCUGGAUACAAUGGACAUCCUGCCCACAUUUAUCCCUCCUCCUUUCCACAUCAGGAACAGAUCUUCCCAUUCUAAUGAUGCUUUAAAUUUCACUCCCAAUGUCCAGUAUUAUAUGUACCCCGGGAUUCCUGAUUGGCCUAUGAUGUAGCACAGCUACAUAGCCCCAGCCUCAAGGGAGCUGCAUUUCAAUGAUAGAUCAAAUAAUUUCUAGUCCAGGGUGCUUUGUUUUGUUAUUAUCUUCCUCCUAUUUGUUGAACAUCAUUGAAAUUUAAGAUCUUUUUAUUAGUUAAGUUCAGAGAAUUAUUUAGGUGCUUCCCCCCCCCCCCAAUCCUUAGGAUCCCAGGAUUUAGAGCUGGAAGAAACACUAGAAAUCAAAUAGUUUGACUCCCUCAUUUUAUAGAUGAGGAAACAAAAGCCCAGAAGCUGAGUCACUUGCCUGAGAACACCCAAGGAAUAAGCCACAGAAUUGAGCCUGAAGCCCAGGUCUCUGUCUAGCACUCUAGUUAUUUUUUUUUUUUAUUAUGAUACCAAUGCUGUAUUCUGCUUCAUUCUGCUGUUUCCUUUAACUCAACUUUUCUGCUAUAAAGAAACUCAUCUCUUAAUGGUCCAGAGAAGACAUUGGCUGUGUUUGAUGAAGAGAUUCUUAAGAUGUUUUGCCUUGUGAGAAGUUCUCAGCAGCACUCAGAGGAGAAAAGUCCUAGGAAAGAAGAGAAGAAACAAAGUUCCUUGAGGGAUGGACAGACCACAAGCUUGCUGUGUAUAUGGUCAACAUAGGCAACUUGCCCAGACCUACAUGUUUGGAGAUAGCACGAGUGACCAGUAUUAAGACACAGACAAUGAGAAAGCCCUGGCCUUGUUACAUCCUACUCUGACUGAUUAAAUUCCUCAUGUCCUCCCUACCUUUUAUUAUAAAUCAAGACUCUACCUUAUGAAAGAGCAACUGAGGAAAGACAAUUUGCCUUCACCUCCUAAUUUUAUGCAUCGAAUCAUGCUUGGCAGAUAGUGCAAUGAAAGGCAACUCAAAUGUGCCAUCCUAACAAGCCUCAAUCCUGACAGAGGGAUCAGGCAGGAAGCACUCAAGGCCAGGACCUGAGGGUGAAGAACUGAGCCCAAAGGAAUAUUUCUGCUCAAAUUCCCUUUGUCUUUUACUCUGUGUUUUGAGUGUACCAAGACUCAUCACUUCUCCACUGGAGGUCAGGGUUCAAGACUCUAUUUUGGUUCUAUUGUAGGAAACUUGACUUCCAUAUUUCUGUGAGUUGUUAAAUUAACAAUUCCUAUGCCCAUUCUCUGCCUGCUGGGCCAGAGAAACUCAGGGGCUGAACAAGUGGAGCCAAAGGGGAGCUCUGAGGUGGCUUUGCGCGCUUAUGGUCCUGGGACUAUGAGAAACUGCCUGGCUUCCAGAGGAUCACGGGUUUAAGCAGCAACACCAGGGAAGCAAAAGGGAGGGGAGCAGGGGCGGGGAGGGGCUAAACAAUGAGGUCCCAGUUAAUCUGAUCCUGGGGGUGGGGAAGAACUCUGGACACAUUGAUGUCAUCCACAAGAAAACUCUCAACAUCGAAACUCUCUUCCAGGUCACAGAUCAUCAAUUCUCUUGUAAUUUAUAGACAGUGUGCCUUAGGCACUGGGAGGUUAAGUAAUUUCACCUGGGCCACACAGCUCAGUGCCAGAGGCAGUCCUUGAACCCAAGGCUUCUGGGUUCCAAAGCCUUUGUAUAUUAUGCCAUACUAGCUCUAUAAGUCUUAUUUGUGAAGAGUCAUAGACUGUUAGCAUCAGACCGAGUCUAGAACUUGGAAGGGAUCCCAUAUGCCAACUAAUCUUGAACAAGAAUUCUUGCUUUACCACUACUUAAAAAGUCACUUGGCCUCGUCAGGCUCAAUGAAGACUUCCUGAAAAUGAAGAAAAAUGCCCAGAGAGAGUUAAUGACUUGUCCAAGGCUGCGCAGGGAAUCAGGAGCAGAGGGCAGAGAUUUUAACCUUGUAGAGUUUGUUUGCAGCGCGUCUGGGAGGGGCAGGGCACAAAGAGCUUGCUACUAUUUCUUCGGACUGCUGCCCAACACAGCUUGAUGCCAGGCGAGGGCUUUGCCACAUGUGAGAAAUCAAACUGUGAAAAGAUUCAGGUUCUCCUCUAACAAUUCUACACUAUCCCCAUCAACGCUUAGGUACUGACCAUACUCUGGUGACACUUACAUGUCAUACAAGUUGAAGUAAAUGCAAAGAAUGAGGCAAAGGACAACCCUGUGAAAACCUGAGAAAAAACCAACUCGGAUGCCCAAGUGUACACUCCCUUUGCAAGUAUUAAAAGGACAAGGGAACAAACCAGUCAAACCUCCAGGUGAACUGUGAGCCCCAGGCUACCCUUGGGUUACUUGGAGCAGGUCUGUGCCUUGUGCCUGGGUGGGGUGGGGCCUUCUUUGUCUGAGGGGGUGACUGCACUUUGGAAUGUGUGCUGUGCUUUUGGCAUAAUCAUGAACUUUGCAUUCCCAGGCUCCCUCUGGCUGGUUAAGGCGGGGAUUCAGUCAUCACCCAACAAGACUGACUUUUCUGUCUCUGGUGGUGGUUACUUUCUCUUUGGAAUUGGUCUUGGUUUGUAUUUUUCAUAUAAAGAACUGGAAUCUCCUAACAGAGCAGUGACUGGGAAAUUCAAAGAGAAUCCCAGAGAAAGGGGCUGGCCUCUCCCUCCAUUCUAAAGACUACCUUUGCUUCCCCCAUCAGGCCCAAAAGCCCCUCUCCUCUCUAUUUUUUGCCCAUUCUUCAAAGUUUUGCUCAGUUUAGGGACACUGUUGGAAAAAUGCUAUCUGUUCUGCCGUUCAGUUUCUCUGCGACCAAGCAGCAAGUCAUUUCCUCUUAGUUUCCUCAACUGUAAAAUAUAGGGAUCAGACUAGAUGACCUUGAAGGUAUCCUUUCCAUCUCUGUCUUUUGAAGUAUCUCUUCCUCUGUGAAGUUUCCUCCAACUUAUACGGCUCUUAUUCAUCUUCACCCCCCCCCAAAUUCCUAUUAAAGUUGUCUAUUCUAAACAAUUUAAAA
Molecule: messenger RNA, 4343 nt
Organism: Monodelphis domestica (gray short-tailed opossum)
Lineage: Eukaryota; Metazoa; Chordata; Mammalia; Didelphimorphia; Didelphidae
Source: RefSeq, a predicted model, not a curated record